This is a messenger RNA of Phycodurus eques (leafy seadragon), 1415 nucleotides long. It is a transcript of the gene abhd6b, whose product is annotated as abhydrolase domain containing 6, acylglycerol lipase b. The coding region runs from base 140 to 1162 and encodes 340 amino acids. The record is from RefSeq and is a predicted model, not a curated record. The transcript is spliced from 9 exons. Lineage: Eukaryota; Metazoa; Chordata; Actinopteri; Syngnathiformes; Syngnathidae.
AAAAAGUAAUUUUCAAUUUACAGGCUUUCAAACUAUGAAUAAAUAAAGCACCUACAUGACUUAAAAGCAACCACUGAAGCUGAACCUGUAUGUCAGCCUGACAACAAUCAAGCAAGGGAAAACAACUGAAUAGAAAGCCAUGGCAGCGGAAUUAGACAUAGUGAAUCUGUUUAUAAUUGCUGGGGCAACACUGGCUAUUCCCCUUUUGGCAUUCGUCGCUUCCUUCCUUCUGUGGCCCUCGGCGCUCAUUAAAGUCUACUAUUGGUACUGGAGGAGGACUCUAGGUCUCCAGGUACACUAUGCAGACUGCGGAGGCUACCGCUUCUGUUACUCCUGCCGAGGAAAGCCCGGAAUGAGACCUUCUAUUUUGAUGCUGCACAGCUUCUCUGCUCACAAAGACACCUGGCUCACGCUUGUCAAGUACCUACCAAAACAUCUGCACAUUGUGUGCGUGGACAUGCCAGGCCAUGAGGGAACGACACGCACCAACACAGAAGAUUAUUCCAUUAUGGGCCAGGUCAGGAGGAUUCAUCAGUUCGUGGAAACCAUUCGCUUAAACCGGAAACCUUUCCAUGUGGUUGGGACGUCCAUGGGGGGAAAUGUAGCUGGGGUGUACGCUGCCACCUACCUUUCUGAAAUUUGCAGCAUGACUCUCAUUUGUCCAGAUGGGAUCAAACACCCAUGUGAGACCAAAUUCGAUAAUCACCUGCAAGACCUGGAACGUAGCAAUUACACACUGAAUAUCCCACUGAUCCCAACCACACCUGAAGAGAUGGAGGACAUGUUCAGACUCUGUUCUCAUGUUCGCUUCAAAAUACCUCAGCAGAUUCUUCAAGGACUAGUUGAUGUCCGAGAGCCUCACAAUACUUUUUAUGAAGAAGUGUUUCUCGAGAUUGUUAGUGAGAAAUCCAGAUAUGCCUUACAGGAACACUUGCAUCUCAUCACUGCACCUGUACAGGUGAUAUGGGGCAAACGGGACCAGGUGGUGGAUGUGUCUGGAGCCAUAGUCAUUGCAGAAAUAUUGCCAGGAUGCAGAGUGGACCUGCUGGAGAACUGUGGCCACUCCGUGGUGAUGGAGAGGCCUUGUCGCACAGCCAAACUCAUUCUAGAGUUCAUUAUCCUGCAGCAAGAAGCAAGAGGCGGCACAAAGAAAUCAUCUUGAAAUCAAAUUGGUCUUUGUGUGUGCAUGUGCGUGCCACUUAACUGGUUCCGUAUUUAAUUACAAAUAUAAAGAAACUAAGUUGAUCAAAGUUAGUGUACUGUGGUGGUUGAUUUGAGUCUAGAGAACUUUGUGCAGUAGUCAGUCAUGGCAGUAAAGUUGGCUUCAGUCAUUUUCCAAUUCUAUAUGGGACGACAUACUCAAUCUCAUGUGUUGUAUGACAGAUUAUUGCAAUGUUAGUAAAUGAGUCAACCUA